UGCACCUUUGGGAGAGGAAAGAAAUGGCUUCAGCCAUCUCUGCAUGGAGAUGUGGAUGUUCCACCACAGGGACAGGGCUUGGAAAGGUGCUGGGGAACAGAGAUGUGAUCCCUUCUUGGUGCAGCUGAUCCUGACCAGUCACAGAGGGCACAGAGGAUGGAUGGGUUCCAGCAGCUCAGCCUUGGACCCUGCCAUGUCCUUGGCUUGACAAGGUCUUGGCUUGCUAGUGAUGGACAGCAUCUCUCCUUCCCCUUCCCCCUUCUCUGCCAGCUGCCCCACGGAGCAGCCUGACAACGCCACUGACCAUGACUACUACUCCGGCCUGCAGAAGGCCAUGCACAUCCUCUCCAUGGUGGUGUACAGCAUCGCCUGUUUGCUGGGGGUGACAGGGAACGGCCUCGUCAUUUGGAUUGCUGGCUUCAAGAUGAAGAAAACAGUGAAUUCCAUCUGGUUCCUCAACCUGGCCAUAGCUGACUUCAUCUUUACCUUUUUCCUGCCCCUCAGCAUCGCCUACACUGCUCUGGGCUUCCACUGGCCGUUUGGGAAGCUGCUGUGCAAGCUGAACAGCACCAUGGCCUUCCUCAACAUGUUUGCCAGCGUCUUCCUCCUGACGGUGAUCAGCAUCGAUCGCUGCGUUUCUGUGGCCUUCCCCGUCUGGUCUCACAACCGCAGGAGCCCGGAACUGGCGGCCAGGAUCGCGCUGGGGACGUGGGUCCUGGCUGUCCUGCUCAGCUCCCCGUACCUCGUCUUUCGGGACACCGUGGUCAGUUCCAGGAACGUCACCAGCUGUUACAAUAAUUUCGCUCUGUCUGACGAUUACACGUCGGAGGCAACGCGCAGGCUGUGGAGGAUGCGGCACAAAGCGAUGAUCGUCACGCGGUUCUUAUGCGGGUUCCUCAUCCCCUUCAUGGUGAUUCUCAUCUGCUACAGUGCCGUGGCUGUCAAGCUGAAAAGAAGGCAAUUGGCCAACUCUGCAAAGCCCUACAGAAUCAUCAUUGCUGUCACAGUCUCGUUUUUCCUCUGUUACUUCCCAUAUCACGUCUUCUCCUUGCUGGAAAUAUCCAACAACUCUUCCAGCCAUGAGAUGAAAUUGGCCCUUUACAUAGGUAUCCCCUUGGUUUCCAGCCUUGCUUUCUUCAACAGCUGCAUCAACCCCAUCCUGUACGUCUUUGCGGGGCCGGAUUUCAAGGAGAAGUUUCGCCAGUCCAUCCUGUCCACCUUUGAAGGGGCCCUCAGUGAGGAGUCGGUCCUGGGCAGCCUGACCAGCCGGCGCAAGUCCAGGUCUGCUUCGGAAGUGGAGGUCCCGAGGGUCUGAGCAGGUGCUGAUGUGGAAGGGGCCGUUCUUUCCUCUGCAUUUUCCCUCAUUUCAGAGCUCAAAUCAUGGGACUGGGGACUGCGAGGGGCUACCCACGGUAGCGAGGUGUGAUUUCAUGUUUUGGAGAUGUCUCAAAUACAUUGUGAUUUAACACACUAUGGGGAUGGAAGAGCUCUCUGGAGCUGCAGCAAGGUGGAUCAAAGCAGCAGCAUUUUACUCCUUGUGCCUUUUGACUCUUAUGAAUAGAACCUUUAUAGAAAGAGGAUUAAAUGUAUGGCUGUAUGUAUUUUUGUAAGGAAUGGAAUAGUGACUAAGACACACUUUUCUCUCCUCAGACAGGACAAAUCAGUGGUUGUGCUGCUGUUACUCAGAUCUGAUGUAUUUCUGAACAAUGCUAAUCUCUGUUUGUGUUUGACAUGCUCCCAGCCCUUAAAUAGCAGAGAUCUGAUAUUUUGUGCUGUUGGUGAAUGAAUACUGACGCCCAAUAAACUUGUGUAAAAUAUA
Molecule: messenger RNA, 1819 nt
Organism: Haemorhous mexicanus (house finch)
Lineage: Eukaryota; Metazoa; Chordata; Aves; Passeriformes; Fringillidae
Product: chemerin-like receptor 1
Exons: 2
Coding region: 230-1315 (361 amino acids)
Biological process (GO): complement receptor mediated signaling pathway; inflammatory response; positive regulation of cytosolic calcium ion concentration
Cellular component (GO): plasma membrane
Molecular function (GO): N-formyl peptide receptor activity; complement receptor activity
Source: RefSeq, a predicted model, not a curated record